This is a messenger RNA of Opisthorchis viverrini, 183 nucleotides long. RefSeq lists its product as hypothetical. NCBI's taxonomy places the organism in Eukaryota, Metazoa, Platyhelminthes, Trematoda, Opisthorchiida, Opisthorchiidae. The coding region runs from base 1 to 183 and encodes 60 amino acids. The transcript has a single exon. The record is from RefSeq and is a predicted model, not a curated record.
AUGUUGGCCAAAUUUUGCCAACCACCGCACUCCGGUGCCGUAAAAUAUUGCUUGAAAUUGCCAGCUUUUGAGGAGCCACUACUUGCUCCCAAUAAACACCGCUUUGAAUGUCCAGAAGGUACGAAAUCCCACCACAGCAAAGACCAGGGUGUAAAGUUCAUGGACCGAUCUCAUGCUGUUUGA